Molecule: messenger RNA, 13612 nt
Organism: Varanus komodoensis (Komodo dragon)
Lineage: Eukaryota; Metazoa; Chordata; Lepidosauria; Squamata; Varanidae
Gene: MAP1B
Product: microtubule associated protein 1B
Exons: 7
Coding region: 201-7490 (2429 amino acids)
Biological process (GO): axonogenesis; microtubule cytoskeleton organization; regulation of microtubule depolymerization
Cellular component (GO): dendrite; cytosol; microtubule associated complex
Molecular function (GO): microtubule binding; actin binding
Source: RefSeq, a predicted model, not a curated record
CACUCGCCCAGCAGCCCGGAGCGCGGUGGUGCCUCUGCGCUCGCAGGGGCUCGUUCCCCCCCACCCCUGCCGAGGGAGGCGCCUUGGGAACUAACCCUUUUCGUCCCCUGCCUUUUUGAUCGGCGCCGCCGCCGGAGGGGAGAAGUGCAAGGAAGGCGCCGAGGAGGGAGGAGGAGGAGGAGGGAGAGGGGCUUGCCAGGAUGGCGACGGUGGUGCUGGAGCCCGAGUCGGAGGCGUCGUGCAGCCUCCCCAACGCGGUGCCCCCCUCGCCUAGCCUGUCGCACCGCUUUCUCGACAGCAAAUUUUAUCUCCUGGUCGUGAUCGGCGAGCUGGUCACCGAGGAGCAUCUCAGGAGAGCGAUCGCCAACAUAGAGCGAGGUAUCCGAUCAUGGGACACCAACCUAAUUGAAUGCAAUUUGGAUCAAGAACUGAAACUUUUUGUGUCUCGCCAUUCAGCCCGAUUUUCUCCAGAUGUACGAGGUCAGAAAAUUCUUCACCACAGAAGCGAUGUCUUAGAAACUGUAGUCCUGAUCAAUCCUUCGGAUGAAGCAGUCAGCACUGAGGUGCGUUUAAUGAUCACAGAUGCUGCAAGACACAAGCUGCUGGUACUGACUGGGCAGAGCUUUGAAAACACCGGCGAGCUCAUUCUACAGUCUGGGUCUUUCUCAUUUCAGAAUUUUAUUGAGAUCUUCACUGACCAAGAGAUUGGAGAAUUAUUGAGCACUACUCACCCUGCCAACAAAGCCAGUCUAACACUUUUCUGUCCUGAGGAAGGGGACUGGAAGAAUUCAAAUCUUGAGAGACACAACCUUCAAGAUUUUAUCAACAUUAAACUCAACUCUGCCUCUAUCUUGCCGGAAAUGGAAGGACUUUCUGAAUUCACAGAGUAUCUGUCAGAAUCAGUAGAAGUGCCAUCACCUUUUGAUAUCUUGGAGCCACCAACUUCCGGUGGCUUUCUGAAACUUUCUAAACCUUGCUGUUACAUCUUUCCAGGUGGAAGAGGAGAUUCUGCAUUGUUUGCAGUUAAUGGUUUUAACAUGCUUAUCAAUGGAGGGUCUGAGAGAAAAUCUUGCUUCUGGAAACUCAUCCGACAUUUGGACAGAGUGGAUUCAAUUCUGCUCACACAUAUUGGAGAUGACAACCUGCCAGGAAUUAAUAGCAUGCUACAACGGAAGAUAGCUGAAUUAGAAGAGGAGCAGUCUCAAGGAUCUACUACCAACAGCGACUGGAUGAAAAAUCUGAUUUCACCUGAUUUAGGGGUUGUAUUUCUUAAUGUUCCUGAAAGCUUGGGAAACCCAGAUCCUAAUUUUCAGUUAAAAAGAAGCGUGGAAGAAGCUUGUUUCACAUUGCAGUACUUAAAUAAGUUAUCUAUGAAACCAGAACCUCUUUUUAGAAAUGUGGGAAGCAUUGAACCCAUUAUACUUUUUCAAAAAAUGGGAGUUGGAAAGCUUGAAAUGUAUGUGCUCAACCCAGUGAAAAAUAGCAAAGAGAUGCAGUAUUUCAUGCACCAGUGGACAGGUACAAACAAAGAUAAAGCUGAACUGGUGCUACCAAAUGGUCAAGAGGUAGACAUACCAGUUUCCUAUUUGACUUCAAUCUCAUCUUUGAUUGUAUGGCAUCCUGCAAAUCCUGCUGAAAAGAUCAUCAGAGUUCUUUUCCCAGGAAACAGUUCUCAAUAUAGCAUAUUAGAUGGACUAGAGAAACUCAAACAUUUAGACUUUCUUAAGCAUCCAACAGUUACACAGAAAGAUCUAACUGGUAAUGUAGCAAGUCCAGCAGUAAAACAAGCAAAACUUAAGCAGCGAACAGACAGUAAGGAAAGUCUCAAACCUGCCACAAAAGCACCACCAAGCAAAACAGUCAGAAAAGAAUCAAGAGAGGAGGCACCUGACACAGGUAAAUCAAGCCCACCUGAAAAGACUCAAAAAGUAGAAAGUAAAGAAAAACCCACAGUAAAAAAAGAUAAGCCAGCAAAAGCUGAGGCUAGGCUUUCUGUGACAGAAAAAGAUCUGACAGCUAAGGAGCAGCAGCUUGUGAAAUCUGAAGCAGCUGAAAAACAAGCAGCUGAUGUCAAACCAAAAGUAGUGAAGGAGAAGCCUGUGAAAAAGGAAGUGAAAGUGAAAUCUGAGGAAAAGCAAGAGGAAAAGGAAAAACCAAAGAAAGAGGCGCCUAAGAAAGACGAAAAAAUCCCAGCUAAGAAAGAAGAAAAACCUAAAAAGGAAGAUGCCAAGAAAGACCUGAAAAAAGACUCUAAGAAGGAAUCAAAGAAAGAAGCACCUCCAAAAGAAUCUAAAAAAGAAGAGAAAAAAGACGUUAAGAAGGAAGAAAAAAAAGAGCCCAAGAAGGUUCCAAAAGAAACAAAGAAAGUGUCUGCUGCUUUGCCAGAGUCCAAAAAGGUUGCAACAAAGCCUAAGCCACAGAAGAAGGAAGAGACUGUCAAAAAGGAAAGUGGACUUGUCGGGAAACCAAAGGAAAAAGUUAAAGGCAAGCCACUGAAGAAAGAGGUCAAGGUUACCGAAACAGCAGCUGCGGCGACUGCCGUGGGAGCUGUUGCUGCAAGUGUGGCAGCUGUGGGGCUGGCAGCUCCUGGAAAAGAACUUGAGGUGGAGCGAUCACUCAUGUCUUCACCAGAGGAUUUAACAAAAGACUUCGAAGAAUUAAAGGCUGAAGAAAUUGUAGCUGUAAAGGAAACAAAGCCUCAGGUAGAUAUAAUAGAAAAUGACGGCAAGUUAACAGAUAUAGACCAAAAGGAGGAUUAUGAAGUUCAGAAGGAGAAAACAGAAGGUCCUGCUGAUUCUCCUGAUGAAGGCAUAACUACCACUGAACCUGAGGGAGAAUGUGAACAAACUCCUGAAGAACUUGAGCCUGUCGAAAAAGACAGGGUUGAUGACAAUGAAAAGUUUGAAGAUGAAGGGACAGGUUUUGAAGAAUCAUCUGAGACAGGUGACUAUGAAGAAAAGGCUGAGACAGAGGAGGCUGAAGAACAAGUUGACAAUGAGGAAGAAGAGGCACCACUAGGUCUCAAAAAGCAAGAUAUGAAGGAUACAGUAGAAACCGGGGAGAUUGAAAAGGAAAUAACUGCGAUACCUGAGCAUGAGAAAAUGAAAGCUUUAAAAUAUGAUGAAAAAGCAGACUUUAAGGCAGAUGAGGAGCAAGAUGAAGAAUAUGUAGAUGAAACAGUUGAAAAGGCAGAAAUAGAAGGGACUGAGGAGGAAGACAAAACUGAGGAUGUCAGAGAUGAAGAAGAGGAAACUGAAAAAAUUGAAGUUGGAGAGGACUAUGUUAUGGCUGUUGUAGACAAAGCAGCAGAAGCUGGUGAGAUUGAUCAUAAAUACAGCUUGCAUAUAACUACUCCAACGAAGCUCUCAGAACCUCUAUCUCCAGCUAAGGAACCAGCCUCUUCCAUCCAUGAUGAAACUUUGCCUGGUGGUUCAGAAAGUGAAGCAACUGUUUCAGAUGAAGAAAACAGGGAAGAUCAGCCUGAGGAAUUCACGGCUACUUCAGGUUAUACCCAGUCAACGAUUGAAAUAUCAAGUGAGCCAACUCCAAUGGAUGAAAUGUCAACUCCAAGGGAUGUGAUGAGUGAUGAAACUAAUAAUGAGGAAAGUGAAUCCCCAUCCCAGGAAUAUGUUAACAUUACUAAGUAUGAGUCAGCACUGUAUGUUCAGGAAUUUGCUAAGCCUAAACUUUCACCAUUUCCUGAUGCUUUCAAUGGAUUAUCUGAAGGAUCUAAAACAGAUGCUACUGAAGGCAAAGACUAUAAUGUUUCGGCUUCUACCAUUUCACCACCUUCUUCCUUAGAGGAAGACAGAUUCAGUAAAUCUUCCUUCCAAGAUCUGUACCACCAACGAGAACAUGAAGUCAGAAGUACUGGUAAAUUAGAAAUUUCAGAAGCUGUGGAUGAAAAACAUAGUCCAGCUAAGAGUCCAGAUGAAAGUCCAACCCCUCUGUCGCCAGUUGCUAGAACGCCUCUGAGUGAACGGAGUGUGAACUUUUCGCUGACUCCCAAUGAAAUUAAAGUAUCAACAGAACCUGCAGCUCUCACAGUGCUGCCUGAAAAACCUCAUGAAACCCCUGAAGAGCACUGUCCCAGCCCUGAUGAUAAAACAUUGGAAGUAGUUUCCCCAUCACAAUCCGCUGCUGGUAGUGCUGGGCACACACCUUAUUAUCAGUCUCCAACAGAUGAAAAAGCAAGCCAACUUCCAUCUGAGAUUUCUGGAAAAGCGACAGAAGCACCAAUCAGCUUUGAAGUCAGUGAUGCCAAAGAUAAUAUUGCAAAACAUAGAAUAAGCCCAAUGGAUGAACCAGUGCCUGACUCUGAAUCACCUUUUGAAAAAGUGCUCUCACCUUUACGAAGUCCACCACUGAUAGGUUCAGAACCUUCCUAUGAUGCCUAUUUGAGUGCCGAUGUCAAGUCUCCUGUCAGAGAAACUGAGAGUCCCUUUGAAGAGAAAAGUGAAAAAGACAGAUCUCCCUCACAGAAGAGCCCGGUUUCUGAAGUGAGUUCUCCUAGCAUUUUCCAAGAACAGCAAGUUGAAAAAGACAUGCAGCUUCCAUCACCAAAAGCAGACUUCAUCUUAGAAAGGACAAAAGAUGACUUAGAAACUUCAGAAACUCAGCCUGCAUUGGUUUUGGAUGAAAGGAAGCUAGGAGAGGUUUCUCCUACACAGGUAGAUAUUAGUCAUUUUAGCUGUUUCAAAGAAGACACCAAAAUGUCAAUCUCUGAAGGCACAGUCUCUGAUAAAUCUGCAACGCCUGUUGAUGAAGUUGUAGCAGAAGACACUUAUUCACAUAUUGAAGGAGUUGCCUCUGUUUCAACAGCAUCUGUUGCUACUAGUUCAUUUCCAGAACCAACCACUGAUGAUGUAUCUCCUUCGCUGCAUGCUGAGGUUGGUUCUCCUCAUUCUACUGAAGUAGAUGAUUCUCUUUCUGUGUCUGUUGUACAAACACCAACAACAUUUCAGGAAACAGAAAUGUCUCCAUCUAAAGAGGAAUGCCCAAGACCCAUGUCUAUUUCUCCCCCAGAUUUUUCCCCUAAAACAGCUAAAUCAAGGACACCUGUUCAAGAUCAUAGGUCUCCUGAGCAGUCAACUAUGUCAGUAGAAUUUGGACAAGAUUCACCUGAGCAGUCUUUGGCAAUGGACUUCAGUAGGCAGUCUCCUGAACACCCCAUAGCAGGUACAGUUAUGCACCAUAUAUCUGAAAAUGGCCCCACUGAAGUUGAUUAUAGCCCUCCAGAUGUGCAGGAGCACUCUUUCCCACAUAAGAUAUCACCAGUGGACCAAGCAUGUUAUGGCCAUGAAAAGGAUAUUUCUGAGAUUAUUUCAGUAUCUCAGAUAGAGGCUUCACCAUCUUCCUCUUCUGCUCAUACACCAUCGCAGGCAAGUUCUCCCCUGCAAGAAGAGACUAUAUCGGGGGUUAUGCAGCCUAGUGAUAUGCCAUUACAUUCUGCAUUUCCAUCAGACAAAAUGCAGAGUCUGGGAGAAAAACUUUCACCGAAAUCUGACUUAUCUCCCUUAACACCACGAGAGUCCUCUCCUUUAUACUCACCUAGCUUUUCAGAUUCACCUCCUGUGAUGAAAGAAACAAGUGCUUCUAGCCACUCACCUCCACUAGGAUUGCAAAUGUCUCCAGAGAAAGAGUUUGGCUAUCAUACUUCAGUAGUUCAAGAUCCUCUAACAAAGCAUAGUCAAGAACUCCUAGCCUCUACAGGUCAAGAAGAUGCUGACGAGUCAGUCAGGUCACCUGAAGCUCUUAAUUACUCAUACAAUGGAACUAGAAAAACUACUGGAUCACCUCCGGCUCCGGCUAUUAGUUAUUCCUAUGAAAAAACAGAAAAAGUCACUGGCUCCCCUGAAGCUCUUGAUUAUUCCUAUGUAGCAACAGGCAAAACCACAAGAUCACCUGAGACAGAAAGCUAUUCCUAUGAAACAACAGAAAAAGCCCCCAAGUCACCAGAGGGCUUUGCUUAUUCCUGUGAAAAAAGCACCAGAUCAUCGGAGUCUGUCAGCUACUCUUUUGAGCCCAUUGAAAAAUCCAGCACAUCACCAGAUACUAUUAGCUAUUCUUAUGAGACUACUGAAAAAACUAGCAAGUCACCCGAGACUGUCAGUUACUCUUAUGAGACCACAGAAAAAGCUAGCAAAUCUCCUGAAACUAUUAGCUACUCUUAUGAGACCACAGAAAAAGCUAGCAAAUCACCCGAGACUGUCAGUUACUCUUAUGAGGUGACUGGAAAAACUACCAGAUCACCCGACACUGCUAGUUACCACUAUGAAACUGAUAAGUACUUUGCCUCAGAAAAAUCAGAGACGCGCCAAGAUGUGGAUUUAUGCCUUGUUACUUCCUGUGAAUACAAGCACCCCAAAACAGAACUUUCACCUUCCUUUAUCAAUCCAAACCCCUUAGAAUGGUUUGCAAGUGAAGAAGCAUCUCAGGAACAAGAGAAGCCGUUCACUCAAUCUGGAGGUGGGCCUCCACCUUCGGGAGGAAAACAACAAGGCCGUCUGUGUGGCGAAACUCCUCCAACUUCAGUAAGUGAAUCUGCUCCAUCACAGACUGACUCUGACGUGCCCCCUGAGACUGAAGAGUGCCCUUCUAUUACAGCAGAUGCUAACAUUGAUUCGGAAGAUGAAUCUGAAACUAUUCCAACAGAUAAAACCAUUACAUAUGAACACAUUGAUCCUCCACCAGUCCCAAUGCAAGAUCGCAGCCCUUCACCUAGGCAGCCCGAUGUCUCCAUGGUAGACCCUGAAGCCUUGCCCAUAGAUCAGAAUCUAGGUAAACCUUUGAGGAAAGAUCUGAAAGAGAAGACCAAAACAAAAAAGCAGGGCACCAAGACCAAGUCUUCCUCUCCUGCUAAGAAGAGUGACAGUAAGUCAAAGCAGGUGGCUUCACCAAAGCCUGCUGGCUUGAAAGAAUCGUUGGAUAAAGUGUCGAGAACGGCUUCACCCAAGAAGAAGGAGUCUGUGGAGAAAGCUGCCAAAAACAUCUCUACUCCAGAGAUAAAAUCUUCUCGUAAUGAGGAGAAGGAUAAGGAAACCAAGAACGCAGCCAAUUCUACAACAUCAAAGUCAGCAAAGACAGUGACUGCAGGACCGGGAAAUGCCAAACAAACAAAAUCUAUAGCUGUCCCUCCAGGACCUCCUGUAUAUUUAGACCUGGUCUACAUUCCCAACCACAGCAAUAGUAAGAACGUUGAUGUAGAGUUUUUCAAGAGGGUGAGGUCAUCCUACUACGUGGUGAGUGGGAACGAUCCUGCUGCCGAAGAGCCGAGCAGGGCUGUGCUGGACUCCCUGCUGGAGGGCAAGGCUCAGUGGGGAAACAACAUGCAGGUGACCCUAAUCCCAACUCAUGAUUCAGAGGUGAUGCGGGAAUGGUAUCAAGAGACCCAUGAGAAACAACAGGACCUUAACAUCAUGGUUUUGGCAAGCAGCAGCACUGUUGUUAUGCAAGAUGAAUCUUUCCCUGCAUGCAAGAUUGAACUGUAAAAAAAAAAAAAAGCAAUGCUUCACAACUUUAAACUUUAUUUCCAGAAAGUCUUCAAUUUGAAAACACCUUUUUUAAAAAUGUAAUCCAUCUAAUUCAGCUGCUGAACUAUAUAUUCCUGCCAAAUGCUAUACUGUAUCACAGUGAUGCAAGUCACUAAUCUUUCUUUCUUUUCCGGUCUUUGCUGAUAGCUAUGGGAAAUAACAGUAUUCCCACCAUAGGGUUCAGAUUACUGCACAAACUGCAGAUCCAGGUUCAUCUCCACUGAACACUUGAAAACCAUGCACUAGCAAACACUGCUGACUUCUGCCAGGUUAUGGGCAUUUGCCCUUGAGGGAAACACAGGGAGGGGGGCGGGAGGGGAGAGAGAAAGUGAGAGAGAGAGAGAAAGAGAGAGAGGGAGGUAGAGGAGAAUAAACUCAUCCAUUUUGCAUUACUCUCAAAGCAAUCAAUGCAUUGCUUCCUGUAGUCUUGCUGUCACUUAAAAAGAAAGACAUAGUUUUCCUCAGUUGGAGUUAUCACAAGAGUGGGAGUUUUUAAUUUAGUGACAAUUAGCCAGAAAAUUAUGUGAAACUGAGCAUGGCUUUGAAGGGACAUGAAAUCCAAAACACACACUUGCUGUUAGCAACUUCACUUUUCAGUGCUUCAUACUCGCUUAACACAGUUCUCUUAGGCAAUAUAUGCUAGUAGUUUGAACCUCAUUCACUUUAACAUGCAAACCUGUCGGUCUAAGGCAUGCUCCCAGGGAAGAUCCACCUAAUCCUCUUAAAUUUGACAAACUUGCAUGCUGAAACACCCAAGUCACAGUCAAGUUUACUGAAGCAAAAUACCAAAGCAGUUGGGAGUACCUAUGGUAGACAAUUUGCCUUAGAAAGUGACUUGAAUGUAAAAAGAUACUUGAUGCACUUAUUUUUUAAUGCAAGAUAGCAAGUUUAUAAACCAUCUGUGUAGGAUUAUAGUUACACCAGUACAGAAAUAUGCGUGUGCAUGUGUGCUAUUGGAAACCUUUCUGAUGGGUCAAACAGCUUGGUGCUAUGAAUUAUGUAUGUCAGUGGAACACCUCAUUGGUGCACCUGAACUGCAAGCCAUUUUUGAAAGAUUGGUUUUUUUCCUCCUAUUUUCUGCUUCAUAGAAGUAUGAAAGAAAGGGUGCCCAGUACCAGAAAUGCAAAACUUAACAAACAUACAGAAUGUUGCAAAAAGGUUCUUUGCACAUCUGUAUAGUCUUUGGAAGACUUCUUUGUCUUACAUUCUUUUGACUGUUUGAUUUAAGAGUGAUAAUGGGAACAAAUGUACAGAAGAAUUUUUUUAGCUGUGUGUGAACUUUUAAUAGAUGAAUUUUUAAACUGAAGUUUCAUUUCCAGGAAAUUGCAAAGAAAAAAAUUCGGAUAAAGGCUUUUUUUUUUUUUUUUUUUUUAGUAGUUUUGUAAGACAAAUGCAUAAUGUUGUUUUGGAGUUCUGGUGAGAAUGAAGUAAGAUACUGCAGUAGCGUAUUUAUUGAAAACCAUUAACUGCCAAGAAUUAUGUUGCAGGGAGCACACUAACAAUAUGUCUUAAGUGUUACUGAUCAAAGGAUGGAGGACUGAAAGGCUGGUUGGCUUCUUUUUUAACUGGGGGUCAGCCUGAAUACUGGGCUGGCUGAAGGGAACACGUAACCCAAGCAGUCAUUGGCGGCAGCAAUAUUUUUCAUGGUACCAAUGGAAACAGUUUGCGAUUCGGAGUUUUGGUGCAGCAUCUUCUGUGACAUUGCAGCCAGUCCUGCAAUGUCCUUCUCGAACUGACUAGCACAGCAGGAUGGGGCAACCCAGUGGCUCAGGCCAGCUCUGCCUAGGUUUCCUUUCUCCUAGUUUUGUUAUGAGUAAAUUUAGCUCAAGGAAGGCAAGCAGUUUGUCUUUCCAAUAUUUGCAGAUUCCUUCCAAAAGGAAAACCAAGGCUGUGUGUAUGUUUAAUUCUAUGAGAGCAUAGAAGAGUUACAAAAUGUAGCUUAGGUGUCAGAAUUCAGUAUUCUAAGAAUCUCAUCCCUCUUUGAAUUAAAAAGUUUCUUACCUGUAAGGUUGCAUGGAGAAACCAAAAGAGUUGUGGAUUAGGAUUUCUGGCAGUCAGAGAAUACAGUUUAAUACGCCUCUCCAAGCCCCACAGUAGAAGAAUAAAUUAUACAGAAUAAGAGAAAGCAUGCAGAUAUGCAUAAUUUAUAUAGAUUACAGAAUUCAGUCUUUAUCACAGAAUUUGGGUUAUACUGGAGAAAAAAAUUGAACAAUUGCAGAGUACAGACAGCCUGUGUAAAACUUCUGUCCUGCUAUUAAGGCAGAUGGGCUCAAAGAGGUAGAAAAUGCUAGAGCCUCUGACCUCAUAGAAAAGAAACUGGUGCUGGUAGAAUACUUUAAGGACCAGACAGCAUGUUCUCACUACAUAUUAUACCCAUUAUGUUUUACUUUGUGGCUUUGUACAGAAUUUACAUAAGCUCAUUUCUUUAUAAUAGGAAUUUGCAUUGUUCUGCGAUGGUCAUCUUGGUGGAAGGCUUUGGUUCCAUUAAGUAGUGGACAAUUGCAGCUUUUCAUUUUCUAUUGGUUGUAUAAUUUAUUUCAAUGGUUAACAUUGUUUAUUUUUGUUUUGAUAGAUGUGCAUUUGCACUGCUAAUUUUUAUAUUUUUUUAAUCCUACUUCUGACCCCUUUUAAUUUGGGCUGUGUAGCCCAGUUAAUGCUGUGAAAUAUUGUUUGUUACAUGUUUUGUGCAGUUAAAAAUUCUAAUAUUUUAUUUUUGUUCGACAUCUCUAGCAAUGCUGCUUUAUUUAUUAUUUUCCCCUGGCCCUUCAAACACUUGUGUUCUUGCACUCCCUCUGAUCGGAACAAUAUUUGUGGAAGCACUAACUGUCUUAAAACGUCUUUUAAAUUUUCAUAUGAUUGUAGCGUGCAUGGCAAAGGGAAAUGUAUUGUGGAAAGAAGCAAAUUACUGAGUCAUGAUCACCUAUGCUACAUUUCUUCUCAAAUGCGAUCAUCUUGAUCCUUAAAAUGGGUUUGCACCAUAGCAGAGAGUGCUUUGUAACAGACUCCUGUGCAGGACAGGUGGAGGAAGCUUGCUCUGCUGUGUUGCCCAUAUGGAAGCCGCCGGUACCUUGAAACUCAAAUGCCCACAUGUUGUCAUAGGACCGGACAUUACUCCUGCUUGCCCACUUCCUAGCUCAGAUGUAGCCUUUUUGUAGCACAGCAUCUGACGAUGCAGUGACCUCGACAACACAUUUGUCCACACUGGAAGAACCAGCACAAUAUUGCCAACCACACAUUACAUGACUGUGGCGGUGUGCAGGGCACAGUUGUGUUGCCCACGCUCAUUCAGCUUGCUCUGCUAACACAGUCAGUGCGUCUUUUACAGUCUGCUACUAUGGAUGUUUACCUAGAAGCAAGUCAUGCUGAGUUUAGUGAGGUUUAUUCCCCAGUAGGUAUCCAGGGACUGAAUUUAAGUCCAGCGAAUUACCAGUGCAAUAUUCCAUCGAGCUACCAAUUCUGUAGACUUUGUUUUUCUUGCUAUUCCCUCACUUUGUAAUUAAGCAGAAUUUAAAGGCUUGGAUCCAGAUAUACUCUUACUUAAGAGUAGAUGGCAUUGACAUUACUCAGACAUCGCUGAUUUGAAUCCCAUUGGUUUCAGUGUGUCUGCUCUUAAGUAUUACUAAGCCUGUAUCCAAACCAUGGCAUUUUGCGGCACAAGUAUAUAUUUCACAAACCUUUUGACCAAAAAUGGAGAAUGUAGUUAAAAGGGAGCAAGGGCAUUGUGGAGGUUACCAUCUAGUCUGUUUUUAGGAGGGCUGCUUCUUUUAACAAAAUACAGGAUUGGGGUUUCUUUUGUUGUUCUGUCUUAACUAGCAAUAUUAAAUGUAUAUACUUUUGUAUGUUGAAAAGAGAAGUGGUCAUUGCUGUCCCCCACUAAUCUAUGUACAUCAGCAGUCCUGUUAAAGCGGAUUUUUUUAAAAGCAGCUUAACAGCGCAAUUCUGUGUAUGUCUGCUCAGAAGUAAGCCUCACCAAGUUCAAUGGGACUUAUUACCAGGUAAAUCUGUAUAGGAUUGCAGCCUUAAUGGGUUCGAAUUUGGCCUUAACACUCCUUCACUUUAUGCACAUUCUUUAUCACUCUUACAGAAUUGUGGAAGCAAAACUGUAAUCAAGUUCUUGUGUCAGCUGCAGCCUUUUUUCAGUGCUUCAGAAGUCUUGUAUAGCCUCAUUCAGCUUUCGGAUGCCAACUAACCUUUUCCUGUAUGAAAAUGUGGCAUUCUCUGUGAUGUCUUGCCCUAACUGGUCUCCCCAGAUGCACUUGACUGCAACUCCCAUUUCCCAGCCAGCCGAGCUAUUGGCUGGGAAUUGUGAGAACUGGAGGGCAGCAGGUUGACACUGCCCUAAGGCUUGGAAACAAAGAUGCCCUUGUGCAGAAGCCAUGUUGCUUCAUUCCCUGUUCCUCCUCUGUAGCACCCAGGCUGGAUUGUAAUGGACAGAGAACUUUGGGAAGGGCUUUUGGAGGAUCCAAGGAGAGACAGCACAGGUGAAAUUAACACCCGCCCUGCACACAGCAUGAUGCUUUCCCCAGUGCAGCAGUAUCUUUGGCUCCAAGCCCAGAUUCCCAGCUUCAGGUUUCCAAAUACAACUGGGAAAGUGGGCCGAGUAUUUUGCAAACACCUUCAUUUUCUUCACACAUGCCGACACACAUACACAUAGAAAGUUUUAACUGGCAGUUGGUUCUGGUGUUCUUUUUCAAAAGAAGCUCCUCCUGACCAAAUUAAUGCCUUUCUUGCCUGUGCAACUAACCUAAUUGUGUUAGUCGCAGCCGGACACAAUUAGCUUAGCGACAGUCAAUCAGAAAGUACCACGGAUAUUGAUAUUGAGCUCUGUUGCUCAGCACAGAUUACUAGAAGCAUGGUUCAAUAUGGAUUAGUCUAAUUCUAAUGUAUAAUAUUUGGGUGUUAAGACCACUCUAGAAAAUGGCAUUACCCAUUGGUAACAUUCCCCUAAUCAUGGCCUUUAUGAUAGUACUAUACUGCUGAUGGAAAUUCAGUGAUGGUUUAGUUAAGAUCUCAGCCCAAUCUCCAAGUUAACACAGACCUUCUUUUGCAUGCCUUUUCAUUUCCCAGGGUGGGUUUAAUUACAAAUAUUCCUACCUUGUAAUUCCCUCUUUUGUUUUUUUUCUCUCUCAUGCUUCUUUUUAUUUUUGGACAUACUAUGGUGAUUGGAUCCAAAUGUGUAUAUGAAUGUGUUUAGCUGUCUUCAGUAGCUUAAGCAGUUUAGAAACCUUGCAACAUGGGAUAGAGAAGAACAGUUUUGCUUAGGGAAAUUGCCUCAAGAACUGCCACCCCAAGGAGUUAUUCUGCAUUUUCAAGUUUUAUGUCAUAGGCCCUUUCUUUGUCCAUACGUAGCCAGAGAUUUUUUGCUUACAGGACAAUAGUAAUUUUGUGUGGUCUGGCAUUAUUAGCAAUGGGAAAAUAAUGUUUAUACUUAAAAAAAAAAAUUAAAGCUCACCUUUUCACUUGAUAGUUGAACAAACCAUGAAAAUCAGUCUAGGUACAAGCAGUUCUUCAAAAGCAUUUGCAAUUGCAUUGCUUGCCUUGCUAAAAGAUGUUUGCUAUUAAAAAUCUGUUUGUUGUGAUCUUACAAAAUAAUAAAAAUGCAGCAUCAAAACCUUGAACAUUUAAGGUGGGGGGGGAAUGCUUCUCUGCACUAAAGUAGCUUAGGAGCUCCAAAUGCCCAGCGCUACCAUUAUAUUCAUACAAGACUGGGCUGUAAUCAUACCAGUAAAAGCGCAAUUCUGAAGUUCCAGGAUGCUUUUCACAUGUUUGCAUGCAGCCAUUUAUUCUUCCAAGCCAUGGAGAGAAAGUCUUGUUGCUGGCUGAGAAGCACCUCACACACUCCUCUCUCUGGUUCUGAAUGGUCUUGUUUGUGUCGGUCUGCAGCUGUGUAUGGUUUAUGUCUUAUAAUCCUGCAUCACCUCUAUUCUAUCCAGUCAUACCUAACGUAGAAAAUUAGUUUCCAGUGAAAGUAAUAUGUAGUGCUUUUAUGAUAUUUGUGUGCAAUAUCCCCUCUUCCGUUGAGGAUAUUUGAUGUAAAGGAAACAAGCGCAGUUCCACAAUAAAAUACAAAAAUAGUUCAA